Molecule: messenger RNA, 1017 nt
Organism: Entrophospora sp. SA101
Lineage: Eukaryota; Fungi; Glomeromycota; Glomeromycetes; Entrophosporales; Entrophosporaceae
Source: the annotation of a GenBank genome assembly
AUGAAUGAUGGUUUCGUUAAAAUAAAAGAUGCUUUAUUUAAUGACAUGGCCAAUAACUUCAUACAAUCGGAUGAAAUAUUAAAUAAAUUGGUUCAUGAUGGAAUUCCUAAAGUUGUCACAAAUAAACUCUCCAUAAAGAAUUAUAGCGAAGUCAUUAUAAAUGAUGCAGACAUUGGUUUGGAGGAAUUCGGGCAACAUGAACAUGUCGUCUUUCAAGAAUUUUUACAAAAUGCUGAUGAUGCAAAAGCAACAAGAUUUUCAGUAAUAAUUGACAAAGGUCAAUAUAAUAAAGACCCAGAAAAAGCAUCAUUAUUAUCGAAAGGUAAUGGUUUAGAACAUUGGCAAGGGCCUUCGAUUCUUAUUUACAAUGACAAGACUUUUACUGAAGAAGAUUUGGUCAAAAUAUGUGAACUGGGUACUGGUAGUAAAUGGGAUGAUUUAACAAAAAUUGGUAAAUUUGGAUUGGGAUUUAAUUCCUGUUACAACUACACAGAUUUACCAAGUUUCAUUACGGGCAAAUAUGUUGUCAUAUUUGAUCCACAUAAAAAAUAUUUACCAAAAAAUUAUCCAGGCAUUAAAAUUAAUUUUAUAGACAAUAGUUAUAUGAUCAAACAAUUUUACGAUCAAUUUGAACCUUUUGAUAACUUUGCUUUAAACAAUGAAGAUCCUAUUUUUCAAUUUAAAAAGCCAUUUCCUGGAACACUAUUUAGAUUACCACUUAGAAAUAGUAAAGUCAAAAGUUUAAUUUCUACAAAAAUGGAUAAUAUUUCCGUAAUCAAAGAAUUAUUAUUGGAAUAUAGAGAUCAGAUGUUAUCAGAAUUAAUAUUUCUUAGAAAUAUUAAAUCAAUGGAAGUUUACGAGAAAUUGGGAAAAACCUUUCCACCAAUAUUAAAAUGGAAAGUAGAUGUAACGAAUAUUUCCAAUGAAAAUUAUAGAACAGAUCUUGGCAAAUAUUCUAGUACAUUUUAUUUAUCAACAAAACUUUUUGAAGACAGUGCUAAAUUUGAAGUAUUAUAA